AUGCCGUUCCCAUCCACCCCGGGAGAGCGAUCGGGGGCACCUGAGUCUUGGGAUGGACUAGCAAGAGAACGCGUCGCGGCUAUCACUGGUAUCGAACUCGGUCAGCGGGUCGCCUCCUCCGCACGACAGCCUUCCGCACACGCACAAGCGGAGUUGGAUCGCGAUAUUGAGGAAGCACUACGAGCCGUCUCUACUCUUCGCAUGGCGAGGAACUCUUUGUCUCCGAUAUACAGACUUCCUAGCGACGUCCUGUCCGUCGUCUUCUAUUUCUGUACCAUCAACAACCCUGCCCUUCCCAACCGAACACCCACCACCGGUGGCUGGUUGGCUGUUACAUGGGUAUGUAGCUUAUGGCGAGAAGUCGCGCUGCAUACGCCGAGUCUCUGGGUGAAGAUACCACUCAAAGCCGGCCAAUCUGUCGCAGAGAUCUUCUUAGAGCGUGCCAAGUCUGCUCCCCUCAUCGUCCACGUACCCGCAGCCGGUGCCUUUGGGCCGUACCCCGCCUUCAUUCAGAAUGUUCAGCUCAUUGCCUCUCACAUCGGACACACCGAAGAGCUCAGCCUGCACGCACCCAUAUCGCUCUACAACGCGGUGCUCGAGCACCUAAAAGUGGCAGCGCCUGUACUCAAAUUCGGGAGUCUGACAUCGGUCGGCAACAACUCUGUAUGCCUUGACUUACCCGCCGAUGUCUUUGUUCGCCGCGCGCCCAUGCUUCGCAAGUUGAGCCUGACGUACGUCAUGGUUCCUUGGACGUCGAUACCAUGGAGUAGCUUGCGAAGUCUUACCAUCUUGCACCGCGAUGGUUUUGAGAAGCCUACUCUACGUGGCGACUUCUCUGAUCUCUGUCAAGGACUGUCUUCUGCUGCUCACUUGGAAGAGUUGGUCCUCCGCCACUGCUUGCCUACCAUGACACGGAUCAACACAACCACGCCGACUAUACCCGUGAACUGCAUUCAAUCGAUAGAACUCACUGGCAUACCGGAAGAUUGCUUACAACUGUAUGAACUCUUGGACUUUCCUCCUUCUGCACGUGUCAGCAUAUGCCUGUCCUUGCGUAGGAAGGGAGCGGUCGAUGCUCGCAAGCUCGCAUCCCUCCUGCGUAACCAUUUUACCGCCGGGACGGGCAGAACUUCUCCUGUACAAACCCUCGACGUAGCCUCUACCAACAGUUACGUCAAGUUUCGAGCGUGGCGUAGCCUUACCACCAAUCUCGAUGACACAACUCUCGAAGAAAGCGCACACAUCCACGAUCCAUUCAGCCUGGCUAUGCAUUCGGAGCCGACGUUCAGUCUCGAACUCCUUGACAUCCUCCCCAUGGCCGGCUCCACCGAGCGCGACAUUCUAGCGGAGCUGUGUCAAGCCAUCCCUUUGGAUGGCCUGCGCAGGCUCUCAUUCAACAGCUUCCGUCGGGGUCCUGCCUGGGGAAAGGCCGUGUGGCUCAACAUCUUCGGGCGUGCCAAGAACGUUCGUUCCGUGCGCAUUCACGGCGAUGCUGCACAUUCCUUCUCCGCAGCAUUGGUCACAGUCCCCGACGAUGCAUCCGCACCUCGAUCGAAACCCCGCGGGGCGGCGACCAACAAGUUCAAACACGCGCCUCGACAUGAGCUCUUUCUACCCGAGCUGCGCAGCCUUUACUUGGAAGACACAUGGCUCGACAGUGACUUUUCAGGGCAGCCGUUCCACGUCAGACUCACCACAUACCUUCAACAACGCUCUCGGCGCGCCCCGAUUGACGCUCUGUACAUCACCGACUGUACUCUUCAGGAAGAGAUGCUGGUCGAGCUGGACGCGGUUGAUGGCUUGAAUGUGGUAUGGGAUGGAAGCCGUGGGGAGUACGAGCCCGACGAUGAAGAUUAUCUGGACUCGGACGAUUAUCUAUCAGACUUCCUGUAG
Messenger RNA from Peniophora sp. CBMAI 1063, 1893 nucleotides. The record is from the annotation of a GenBank genome assembly. NCBI's taxonomy places the organism in Eukaryota, Fungi, Basidiomycota, Agaricomycetes, Russulales, Peniophoraceae.